AUGUCUACAUUGGCUUCCCAUCUCGCUGUCCGCUUUCUUCCUUGGCCUUUCUUACUCGUCUCCUGCUCCCACGAGGCUCUCUGCGAGGAAGCGGAAGGGGGAGGGAAUGCUCUGCCUGAGUGGGAGGGUGCUCCCCGCAAGAGCGAAGAAGACGAGAAGCAGCAGGAGAUCCACCGCUCCAUCGCCACUCACGGCGACUACGCUCAAGGCAACUGCCAGAUCAUCUGCGCCUAUGCUGCAGCUCAAGAGGCGGCUCAAGGCUCUGGCCGUCGUACCUGGCAGAUGCUGCAAGGGCUGCGGGCUUCGCACCCCUAG
Jaminaea rosea is the source of this 315-nucleotide messenger RNA. RefSeq lists its product as hypothetical. Bases 1 to 315 code for a protein of 104 amino acids. The record is from RefSeq and is a predicted model, not a curated record. The transcript is spliced from 3 exons. Lineage: Eukaryota; Fungi; Basidiomycota; Exobasidiomycetes; Microstromatales.